CGGCUGCGCUGCCUGCCCACUGCCGCCGCCAUCGUGCGGCGCCCUCCCCGCCCGCGGCGCGGCCAGCCGGGGCACACGGGCGGCCGGCGGUAGCGGUCCCGGCCCCUUCCCGGCCCUGCCGCCCGGCGAACCGCAGCCCCUCACCGAGGAGGAGCCCCCCGCCGGGAUGUGGAAGCUGGUGCCCGCCGCGGGAGCAGGGGAGCCAUAUCGGCUUUUAGUUGGUACAGAUUAUGUUGUUGGACGCAGAAACUGUGCAAUUUUAAUUCAGGAUGAUCAAUCCAUCAGUCGAAGUCAUGCGGUUCUGACAGUAAGUCGUCCUGAAACGACCCAGAGCCAGUCUGUUCCAGUCCCUACAUUAACAAUAAAAGAUACCUCCAAAUAUGGUACGUUUGUUAAUGGAUCAAAAAUGAAUGGAUCUUCAAGGCCUGUGCAGUCUGGUGACAGAGUCAAUUUUGGAGUCUUUAACAGCAAGUUUAGAGUGGAGUAUGAGUCUUUGGUUGUCUGCUCCUCGUGUUUAGACGCUGCUCAGAAAACAGAGUUAAAUCAAGCCAUCCAGCUCCUGGGAGGUCUUGUAGUGAAUGAAUGGACGAAAGAGUGUACUUACCUUGUAAUGGCAUCGGUAAAAGUUACUGUUAAGACUAUAUGUGCCUUGAUUUGUGGACGACCAAUUAUAAAACCAGAGUUUUUUGAAGAAUUAAUCAAAGCUGUUCGGUCCAGGCAACAGUUGCCAACUCCUGAAAGCUUUUAUCCUCCAGUUGAUGAGCCUUCCAUUGGUACUGAAAACCUGGAUUUAUCAGAGCAUCAAGAAAGGAAAAGAAUAUUCUUUGGAAAAACUUUUCUAUUUCUAACUGCCAAGCAGUACAAGAAACUGGGUCCGGCUGUUGUUCUUGGAGGAGGCGAAGCAAAAUUGAUGACGGAGGGAAGAAAAGAAACUUCUUCACUGGUUUCUCCUGAAGUUUGUGUUGUUGAUGUUGGGUUGACAGACUCCCAGAUCCUAGGAUCCGAGUCCAUGAGAAACUGGACUGAUUCCGUUCUGAAUGUCUUGCAAAGUAAUGAUCUCAGGGCUAUUCCCGAAGCAGAAAUCGGAUUGGCGGUAAUCUUCAGGUCUACAGAAACAUACUGCAACCCUAAAAAGCAGCCUGGUAACAAAGCUGUAACUAGAAGUACUUCUGCAUCAGGAAUAGGGCCAGCCAUUUCUCAGAGUUUGGCUGUGGAUGAAACCAUAAUGCCAACUGCUGCAGAUACCAGUACACUAUAUGUAGCUGAUACAGAAAUAGAAGAGCAGACACGUAUGGAGAUAGAGAAGACUUCCAAGACGAACAGAAGAGAAAAAGUAGCUUUCCAGGAUGUACCCCCUGUGAAGGAGAACCCUAGCACAAGUGGCAAUGUGAAUGCAGGAACACUGAUAUCUAGAGUGAAUAGAACAUCUACACUUAGUCAGAAAAGUCAUCCUUCCUCUCCAUCUAAAAUUUCAGAAGUCAGUAAACCUAGAGAGUCCACUCCACGUCAGCAGUCUAACUCGAUUACAAAUUACUUCCAAGUAGCUAGGAAAAGAGAAAGAGAUGAAGAAGGAGGAGAAACAACUGUCCCCAAACUAGCAAAACUGGAGGAAGGGUCAUCGUCUGUUUCCAAGCGCGUUGAAUCCACAGCUUCGUCAGUGUGGAACAAUGAAGAAGAACAGCAUCAAAAGGAAAAUAACAUCCAGCUGACAAGGGAAAGUAACGAUCUAGCAAGUGAUAAAACUGACACUAAAAUUACUUCUAGUGAAAAUCCUGCACCAAAGAAAAGAAAGGAGUUAGAUGAUUUGUCUGAAAAUACAGAGACACUAGAAAUUGUAUUUGAAAGCAGAGACCUAGACUGGAAAAAGCAAACGGCAAAUCAAGACCAGGAAUCUCAAGGCAAUAUACGAAAAAAAAGAUGUCUGGAAGCCAAAGGAAGCAGAAUUCAAGAAGUAAAUGCAAAGCAAAAAGAGGAGAAUGAAACGUUGAGAGAAGAUGAAGUUGGAUCAGUUCUAACUCUAGAAAAGAAAAGUGAGAUCAAGCAAGAAUCUCCUCCAGUCUUGAAGGACCACAACAAAAUUGAAGAUGACUCCAGCAGUCUUCCUAGCAGACUUCUGUUGACUGAGUUUAGAUCCUUGGUUGUCAGCCAUCCAAGACAGAACAGUCAGCUUAUUGGCAAUACCAACUGCAGGGGACAGAAAAAUUUCAAAAAGUUCAAAAAGGUCAGUUAUCCAGGGGCAGGACAACUUCCGUACAUUAUUGGAGGAUCAGAUUUGGUUGCUCACCAUGCUAGAAAGAGUUCAGAGCUAGAAGACUGGUUAAGAGAAGAAUUGGAGGAACAGAAUCGACGUGCAAGAGAAGAAUCACUUGCUGAUGAUCUCUUUAGAUACGAUCCUAAUGUGAAAAGGAGAAGAUAAAUUGUCACUUGAAGUUACCGGGAUUCUCUAGCAAAAUUUGCUGUCCUAUUCUAUAGAUGUUUGCUGAUUACAGCAUGUAAUAUAUAGUUGUGUACGACGAUUUGAGUUACCUGUUACUAUAAGACUUGUUUGUAUAUCUUGCUUUUAUUAAAGAAAAAGAGAAGAUUCUUUCAUUGCUUGGUGCUUAUGGAUAGCACAUGUUAAGGUCUUGAAAAUUCUUGCCUUAGAGCAAUGCUCAGUAAAAUAUCAUAUGUAUUUAGGAUUUCAUUUCAGGCUGUUUCUUUCUAAUGUUUGCUUGUCAGUACUUACGGAGAGAAGAAAAAGGAAGUCAGCACCAGGCUUUUUUCUUUUUAGAAAGGCAUUGAUAAAUAGAUUUUUGUAUGUAGUGACUGCUUUCUUGAGGACUUUGUGAAGUUUUUGAAGACUUCAUAAACAAGACAUUAAUAAAUUAGACUGAGCUUUGAA
Molecule: messenger RNA, 2881 nt
Organism: Cygnus olor (mute swan)
Lineage: Eukaryota; Metazoa; Chordata; Aves; Anseriformes; Anatidae
Gene: NBN
Product: nibrin
Exons: 16
Coding region: 167-2416 (749 amino acids)
Biological process (GO): double-strand break repair via homologous recombination; mitotic G2 DNA damage checkpoint signaling; telomere maintenance
Cellular component (GO): nucleus; Mre11 complex
Molecular function (GO): protein binding; damaged DNA binding
Source: RefSeq, a predicted model, not a curated record